Capsicum annuum is the source of this 1826-nucleotide messenger RNA. Its product is annotated as 7-deoxyloganetic acid glucosyl transferase. The record is from RefSeq and is a predicted model, not a curated record. The transcript has 2 exons. Lineage: Eukaryota; Viridiplantae; Streptophyta; Magnoliopsida; Solanales; Solanaceae. Bases 145 to 1599 code for a protein of 484 amino acids. Gene Ontology annotation, molecular function: UDP-glycosyltransferase activity.
AAGAUAAUGUGAGAUUAAAGGGAGUAUUAAAAUGAGUGGCUCACCGAACUCUCUUUAGCCAAAGUAAACCAUCACUCUAAUCAAAGUUAAACCAAAAUUUCCAAAAACAAGAUUCACCAUUAUUGAACCUCCAACACAUUAACCAUGGAAGAACAACAAUCACUUCCUCCUCAUGUACUAAUCUUCCCUUUACCAUUACAAGGUCCUGUUAACUCCAUGUUCAAACUUGCACAACUCCUUUGUUACUCAGGGUUACACAUAACUCUCUUACUCACUGAAAACAUCUACAAUCGUCUUGUACUUCAUACUGAUAUCACUUCAAGAUUUGAUCAUCAGUUUCAUGGUUUGCAAAUCAAGACGAUAUCGGAUGGACUUCAUGAUGAUCACCCUCGUGAGGGUAGUAAGUUUAUGGAGGUCUUUGAAUCUCUGAGGACUAAAACAAAGAUGUUGUUUAAAGAUAUGUUGACUUCUGAUUUGCUAUGUGAUGGUGGGAGAAGAAGAAGAGUUGGAUGUAUUAUUGCUGAUGGUAUUUUGGGGUUUACUUGUGAUGUUGCUGAGGAGAUUGGUGUGCCUGUUUUUUGUGUUAGGACUAUUAGUCCAUGUUGUCUUUGGAUCUUCUUUUGUCUUCCUAAGCUUAUUGAAUCUGGAGAAUAUCCAUUCAAAGACGAUGACUUAGAUGAACCAAUCAGGAGUAUUCCUGGAACUGAAACUUUUCUCCGGCGACGUGACCUACCGGGCUUUUGCCGCUCUGGCGAUUUGGAAGACUCAAAUAUCCAACUCUUCGAAAUAGAGGGUCAAGAAAAUUCGCGCGGUUAUGGUCUACUACUCAACACAUUUGAAGAGCUAGAUUCCCCCAUUCUCAAUCAAAUGCGAACCAUUUGUCCAAAUCUGUACCCCAUUGGACCCCUCCAUGCAAAUUUAAAGAAGAAGCUAACUAUUGAAAAUACUUCAUCACGAUCAUCAUCAAGCAGUUUGUGGACAGAAGACAGAACCUGCAUUGAUUGGCUAAACAAUCAGCUACCGAAUUCAGUAAUCUACGUUAGCUUUGGGAGUGUCGCCACGAUGACUAAUGAGCAAUUGAUGGAAUUUUGGUACGGAUUGGUUAAUAGUGGACAAAGAUUUUUGUGGGUGAUUAGGCCGGAUUCUAUUCCUGGUGAAGACUGGAAAACCAAGAUUCCCGCGGAUUUAGCAAUGGGUACGAAAGAAAGGGGAUAUAUUGUGGGGUGGGCUCCACAAGAGGAAGUAUUGGCUCACCCUGCUGUAGGUGGAUUUUGGACUCAUUGUGGAUGGAAUUCGAUUCUCGAGAGUGUUUAUGAGGGAAAGCCAAUGAUUUGUUGGCCUUAUUUUCUGGACCAACAAGUGAAUAGUAGGUUUGUUGAAAAAGUUUGGGAACUUGGGCUUGACAUGAAGGAUACAUGUGAUAGAGAAAUUGUAGAGAAAAUGGUCAAGGAUUUGAUGGUAGUGAGAAAAGAUGAGUUUUUGGAAAGAGCAAAUCAUAUGUCUAAAUUAGCUAAGAAUUGCUUGAUGGAAGGUGGAUCAUCUUAUUCUAACUUUGAACGUCUCGUGAAGGACAUUAAAUCUUUAAGUGAUAAGGUUUAAUCAUCAUCGAGAUGAAGAUCAAAUUCACACGAUCCUUCCAAGAUAGAGGCUUCAAUCCUUGUUAGAAUCGUGCGUUUUUUGUCUUGUUAUUCGAGAUGACACUUAGCCGGAUGCUUUUGAAGUUGUACCUUUUGUUUUUGUUUCAAUUAGGAUGUACACAUAUUCCCCACACACAACCAUAGUGUGUCUCUUGAAAGUAGAAAAUAAUCAAGAUGAUAUUUUGCGUA